This is a messenger RNA of Rhipicephalus microplus (southern cattle tick), 1718 nucleotides long. RefSeq names its product glycosyltransferase 25 family member. Lineage: Eukaryota; Metazoa; Arthropoda; Arachnida; Ixodida; Ixodidae. The record is from RefSeq and is a predicted model, not a curated record. Gene Ontology annotation, molecular function: procollagen galactosyltransferase activity.
GCCGCUCCGGAUUUGAUCCGCCUUCAGGUGCGCUCUCGCUGCUCCCACGGGCUCCUCCGCAUCUUCACGUUUUAAAUAAUUAGCGCAUAAGUGAGCGGCAGAUAAUAAGUAAUCAGAUAUUCGCGCUUAGGUCAUAUUGGUGACAUAAAAAAGUAAAAAAAACGACCCCUUUCUGGCUCCUCAUAAUGAAAUACCUUUCGCUUGUGUUUCUGGGCUACUGGCUUUCCCUACUGUCAUCAGUAGGCGUGGUGAACUCCUCAGCAAAGGGUGAAGGCGACAAACUAGAACCACCGACUGUGCUUAUUGCUGUCAUACUGAGGAACAAGGCGCACGUGUUGCCCUACUUCUUCGGUUACCUGGAGCAACAAAGCUACCCUAAAUCAAGGAUAAGUUUGUGGAUUUACACAGACCAUAAUGUGGACCAAACAGCUGAAAUUGUUGACACCUGGGCUGAGGCAGUGUUGAACAAGUAUCACAAUGUCAACUUCACUAGUGAAGAUGGUGAGGCAUUCUUUCCUGAUGAAGAAGGCUCACAGAAGUGGACGGCACAACGCUAUUGGCACGUGAUACGACUGCGUGAAGAAGCAAUCCAAGUUGCGCGGACAUUGUGGGCCGAUUUUAUCUUUUUCCUUGAUGGUGAUGCCAUGCUUUCAAACCCCAAGACGAUACAAGAUCUAGUUGAGGAAAACAGAACAAUCAUCGCUCCAAUGCUGGACUCCCGCAGUGCAUAUUCGAAUUUCUGGUGUGGGAUGAAUGAAAAGGGUUACUACGAGCGUACCGAUGAGUACAUGCCAAUACUCGAGAGAGAAAAAGUUGGCGUUUUUCCUGUGGUGAUGGUCCACUCUGCGACACUGAUCAACCUGAAUCAUGCCCACUCCCGCAAGCUAACUUAUGACCCACAAAAGCUAGAAGGCUACAUGGGACCAAAUGAUGAUGUUAUCACCUUUGCACACUCAGCCAAGUUUGCAGCUGUCGAGAUGUUUAUUAGCAACAAGGACCAAUAUGGCCACAUUCUGGCUCCCACGGAGUCUCCAGCAAAUGAAGCCGAGGAGCUCUUAAACCUCAAGCUGGACGUCACAGUGGAUGGUGAGCCCCUUCUGAUUUCGCCAGCUUUGCAGUCCUUUGUGGUGCCUCCAAAGAAGGACACUCUUGGCUUUGAUCAGGUCUACCUCAUAAACUUGGAGCGUCGGCCAGAACGGCGAAACCGCAUGGAGUACUGCUUCGAGGAGUUAGGCAUCGCCUUCAAGUUCAUUGCGGCUGUCGACGGAAAGUGUGACCCACUCGCCACUGGUGUUUGCCCGGUCUCCUUGGGGUGUCCUCGCUUCUUCCGGAGAAAGUCUGACUCGGGCAGCAGCUGUGCAUGUCAGACAGCGGGGCGCACAGUGCAUGAAACAACUGCUCUUGGAAACGACCACCACCGCCUUAGGAGGUUAUAUAGGUUGCGUCAAAACUUGCUCUACCAGAAUUCUAAAUUAGUUAGCGAAUCAAUAACAUGAUAGUAAGCCUUACAUACGUAUGGACACCACACAUAUUGUCUAGGACUACAGAAUCAAGGCUGGUGGACACAGCUACGCUGCGACGUGCUGCGCUACAGUACGUUUAUAUUUAAAUGAGCAUUUGCCUUGUGCAACGUAAGCGCACUUUUUUUCACUGUGGUUGCGUUGUUUUGUGUUCGCUGCUUGCGUCUUGUUAAGUUUCAGAGGGCGUGCGUGUCCUCU